Messenger RNA from Folsomia candida, 2337 nucleotides. RefSeq lists its product as uncharacterized. The record is from RefSeq and is a predicted model, not a curated record. The transcript has 9 exons. Gene Ontology annotation, cellular component: autophagosome; endosome. Gene Ontology annotation, molecular function: guanyl-nucleotide exchange factor activity. Lineage: Eukaryota; Metazoa; Arthropoda; Collembola; Entomobryomorpha; Isotomidae. Gene Ontology annotation, biological process: endocytosis; autophagy. The coding region runs from base 715 to 2190 and encodes 491 amino acids.
UUAUAUUCGAAUUAGUUAAGUGUCAAUUUUCAAUAAGUCAAGCGCCAAGGUUGGCCUGUACUUCUGUACUUUAACUCUGUACUAUUCUGUAUGUAUGGAGGACGGGAGAGAUUUGAGCAAAUAGCCGUUCUAUGGUUACUUGGAUUCCCACGGCAGUCGCUAGUUGCGUUGGGGGAUGUGUUUCCAUCUUUGGGGCUCCCCCCUUCACACUCGCUCCAUUAAUACUCAGAAACCACGGAAUACAAAAGAAGAUACGCGAUAUUACACUACUACAUACUCUCUCUCAAAACAGAAAAUGGUCCUCCUACCCCUCGCUAUCAUACCACCAUCAUCACUACCGAAGAGUAGAACCGAGUUCAUUGAGCCAACUUCUUGACGGAGUGAACGAAUACCAUCAGCUGAGAGAGAAGAGAUAAGAAGGUUUCAAGAACGGCAACAAAUUAGAGCAGCCGAAGAACGAGAGCUUAUUCAACAGGCCCAAGAAAGAGAGUUAAUUAGACAGCAUCAACAAGAAUUAAUUAUAUUACAAGGAUAGGAACGACAACAAGUUCAAAAUUUGCAAUUUUAAUCAAUUCAAUCAGAGGAUGAAGCCAGAGCAAUCGCAGUCUGUAGAACAACCAAACCACCUUCGAGUUCUCAGAAGCCGGAGUUGUGCGCAUUACUUUAUCUAAAGAAAAUUGAAGUGGCUCUUCCUUGUAAAUAUUGUAUAUAUCUAUGGAUUAUCUCGAGAUGAUGAUCGUACUUUCGAGAUGGGACAAUAUUGUUGGUCCCCAGUGUGUAUAUUUAUGGAACGAAGAGUUGACCAGUGUAUAUUACCCAACAAACUUACCUCCAAAACUCUCGGGAAUAGUCAAGUAUGUUACGGACCACACUGUCGACCACCAUGAAGUGAAUGGAAAUUAUAUUAGUCCGUCGACACAAAAGACUAGCCUUUGCAUUGUGCCAGAGCUUAAGUUUGUAUAUUUAUCAAUGUCAAUUCGUGUCCCAUCCGAAAUGGAUACGGUCCUCGAGUUUGCAAGUUCCUCCUCUAUGACAGCAAAUGAUCCAGAUCAACCUGCUACUAGUAUUCCUCACGCUGUUGCUGUUCUGGUCGAUCUCAAGUUCCUUUCACAUUUUCUCUUGUUAAGGCCUUUGGUUAUCAGUUGGUUGAGUGAGUAUGUGCCAAAAAUUGGAGUUAUUGUGUGUAAGAAUACAAUUAAAAGUUCCAUGAUAAACUCGUGGUGUGCCGAGUUGUGUAAAACAAUUUUUGCUUUGAAAGCAUGUUGGGUGCAAGACGUGGCUAAUUCCUUAUCUGAGUCGCCAUUGACCUCCACAACUGGGAAGACCAAAUCUAAUUCUCAACUAAAGAAUGGACGUAACACUAAGAAGUCCACAAAUUAUAUAAAAAAAUCUAAUGCCACCAACGACAUCAACGAUUCCAAUUUAAAGAUAUUAAAUACAACAGAUACAGAUUACUUGCCUCCAAAUCUUCGUCAUGUUUCAAAGUCGUCUUGGGGGUGUCUGCUGACUUCGCAUUUAUCCACGUUUGGUAGUUCAAUAAUUGUGGGGUUUGAUAAUCUGGCCGUUAAUCAGGUCAUUCGAUUUCUACUCUGUUUUUCGUCCAACCAAGAAGGUUACUGCUCUCGUUACUCGUUGGCAAAUUUGCCAGACACAUUUAUGAAGGGACUUUUAAUUCAGGGACUAGCACUGGGAGGAAUAGGAGAGAGAAGCAUAUCUUACAAUCAAGUUGUAUCAAAUAGACUGCCAUUGACUUAUGUUGAACUAGGCUCAAAAUUCGUUGUAAAACAAAUGCAUCCACAAAGCCACUCUCAAUUUAAAACAAAUGUACUUAUGCAAGAAUUACGAGCAUUGUGGACUUCUGCAGCUUAUAUCUCACCAACAGCAGAUCCGUAUGCUGAGCUGGUGAAAGAGGCAGCUGGAUUUGUAACUCAGUUUAUGGAAGACUUGAUUGGGUUACCUCCAGAGCGUCGUUACGGAUUUAUCUUGUUAUUCCGCAGACUUAUUCACACGAAAGCAAUGACCCUUAUUACGUACUUGCAUUCUAUUAGGCCACUACCCAAGGCUGAUCGACUCAAAUUAAUUAGAUUGAUUCCAGAUAUGUACAAUUAUGACGAGCAAGAGUAUACAAUAAUACAAAUUGCUGCUGAAAAAUUGAAACCUGGGAUCCUAAAAUUGCUAUAUUUUAAGUAAAACAACGACUGCAUUUUGAAGUGCCAAAAAAUAAUUAUUAAUAAUUUUAAAACAUAUGCAUUUAUAUGUUACUGUACACACAUUAUAUUACUGCUGCUUGAAACGACAAAUAUUAAAGGUGGAUAUCAUUCCUACAAGCAAACUUCA